AAUAUUUUAUUUGUAUAUCGAUUUUAUAUCCCUAUAUACACAGGGCCACAUAAAAAUUUCUUGGGAGAAAAGGGGUGGCGAAUCAUAAAAGUUUUAAGGAAUGCUUUAUAAACCUUUAAGGGCUAUACGUAUUUGAUUGAUGAUGAUGAUGAUGAGUAUAAAAAGAGAAAUUCAAAAUCCUCUGUUAAGGAAUCAAGACAUCUACACAGAAAACAAAAUGAUAAUAGAAUAAGAAGAUAGUGCACACUUUCUCCUGAUUGUAAUUUCCAAUAAGAUUGAAGAACAUAAAAAGUUAGUCAACUAAUAUUUACUACAUACUAAGUGCUAGGGAUACCAAAAAAAAAAAGUCUGAGACUAAACUGAAAGAAACAACAUAGCCCUUUUACAAUUUAGUAAUGGGCAUUUGCUUUAAUCCCAAUACCUCAAAGGCUACAUUUAAUUAAUCCCAAUUUGGUUCAUCUGUAAUGUUCUGGAAAUUGGCUCUCUCAGUUUACUACACCCUAUAGACAUACCCUAAUGUCAACUCCAAGGAAAUCCCUUUUGAAUUGUUAAGAAAAUUAUAAGAUGUACUCAGAGUCUCCUGCAUUCUCAUUCUUCACAUCCUCAAAGUUUCAGAGCCCACAAUUUAUUUCUGUAUAUUCUGGUGCCAAGAACUAAUAAUCAAGUAAACUGCCAAUGACCAAUAAAUCCUCUUCAAGGAAAUUUAGGUGAGAGAAAGAAGUUUUAUUUGUUUUUACUAAAAUGCUAAUAUUUAGAAACACUUGUUUCUCUAAGUUCUUCUAGUUUCUCACAGUUUGAAAAAUUUUGUUAUCAAUUCUUUGUGACUUUUCUAAAAUCAAAAUUCUGCAUUUGGAUUGUAGUACUAUAUGCAGAAUUCUUAUGCAGCCUGACCAGUUCUGAAUACCAAUGGAGCAUUCACUUGACAAGGUAUACUGGUAAGGGCACAACAUUAUUUUCUAAGAAAGUGAUCACAAAUAGCAUAUGUGUUAAUCAUUAUUUAACUUGUCUGAAUAAUGGGGGCUGUGAUGGGUUUUCAGGCAGCUAUUAAGCUAAAAAAAAAAGACAAUUUAAUGUUGACUUUCAAACCAAUUAAAAAUUAAUAAUCCCUUACAGCUGCAUAAUUUGUAUCUUUAGCAGAUAUUUUCUAAUUUGAAGUAGUAGUGACAUUUCCAUUUUUUCCUUUUUCAAAAUCUUGAUAGUAUUUUGAGGAUUGUUCUUUGUUUUUCGAUAUUAGAGAAAUAAAAUCAAGAAUCUAAAGCAGUCUCUGUUUAAUUCCAGGAAUGAAUUGAAAGAAAAUAUCACAUUGCUACCUGAGUGAGCAAAAGGUGAAGAUGAGUCUUAGAGAGGAUAAAUGUAUGGUAAUGCAUGUAAUGAAAAAUUGUACUAGUCAUACCUGAGAUGCUUGAUUCUAUGGAGGGUUACAUAAAGAUAGAUAUUGUUAGUACAUACUGAAUCCAAAAAUCCUAGAUGAACAUAAUAAAAAAGGUCACUGGAAGGAAAGCAGAAAGGUCAUUAUAUCUCACUAGAUACCAGAUACCUUGGGCAGUUAAUAUCACUGAUCUCUAAAAAAGACAUAACACAUCAGGUAAAGAUUUUUUGGACAAUUACAGUGAUCAAAGAAAUAGAAAAGCUUUCAUAUGACAAUAUACUAAAGGAACUUAGGCUCUAUGAAAAUGGCAACUAAAUACUAAACUUUUUUUGAACUGAACCUGUAUAUUCAUUGCCAUAUGGCCCUUUCAAUAAGAAAGCUACCUCUACCAAUGCAGAUUGAACCCUGCUUUACAAUUUAGAGUCUUAAAGACUUUGGGGCUCUGAGAGGUCAAAUCAUUUCCUCAGAGGCUUACAGUCAAUAGGUCAACUUACAUGUAGGCGCAACUGACUCUGAUACUAGAAUGCCUCCGGUAGAUAAUAGAAAUUAAUAUAAAUCUUGUAUAUCAUGACGAAUAUGAGCAUAGAUUGUUUUUCCACCAGAACCAAUAAAAUUAGACCUUAAAGAUGUACCUUUAAAUUUGAAACUCAAAGUAGUACAAGCUAAAGGAAGAUCUUCUUUAUACAGUGAUACAUAAACUUCUCUUAUAUGUUACUGCAAGAUGUGGUUUUGGUUGAAAAGAACAUUUACAAAUACUUUGGAAAAAUUCAAUGGGUUAAAGUAGCACAAAUGGAUCUUAGGACAUUUAGCAUUUUCAUAACCUUUGAAGACGUGCAUUAAGAAAGACAAUACAUGCUAUUGCCAUAGGCACUUUCAUGUUAUUGUUAUGCAAUUCAGAAUUGGGUAGGAUUUGGAUAUGACUCAUAAUUCUUGGGAUAUUUCCAAGCCACAAAACUCAAAACAUUUAAAAAUAUGCAGUUUUAAUACGUAUAUACCAUUGCAAAAAUACCUGCACAUAAAAAUUCAAUUUUUAAAAAUUAACAUUCUGUUACUACCAUUUUAGAUGUCUUGAAACAAUAAGAUGAAUUCUCUGACCUCUGAUCAUAGACUAAGCUUUCAUAACUCCAUGAAGAGAAGCCUUUUGUGUAUAUAAUAUUGAAUGAAUUAAUGAACAAUCACUUUUUAAAGGCUUAUUAUGUGCCAAGCACUGUGCUAAACUCUAGGGUGUCAACUACAUAAACAAAGAUGGCCUCUGACCUUAAAGAGCGCACAUUUAAUAGGCAGUGAUGUAGCUAAGGGAGUGGUAGCCAGAGAGGUGCGCUGAAGUCUGGAAAGUUACAGAGGUUUUGAGUUGAACCCUAAGGAAACAGAUUGACACACCCCUUCCCGGAGCAAGGACAGAUUUUAUCUUAGUUCUUGAUUGAGGAACUGGAGCAGGGAUUAGGAGAAGCUACCUGGCAGGCUCUGGAGUAGGUGGGCAGAUGGAACUUGUUUUCUGUUUGUUGUUGUUAGUCUUUCCUUCUGGAAGGGGACUAUGACAUCAGCAAGGAGAUGUCAUGACAUGCAAGUGAAUUGGAUUUAAGUGAGGCAAAGUUACCAGCCUCACUUUCUCCUCUGGACCAUCUGGUGAGGUGGUUACUCUCCUAAACAGUAUUUUAAAAAAUGCCUAUGUCCAACCAAUCUUGUACUUUACCUGGAAUUCAAAACUUCGGUGGCUUACGACUAGAUAAACUGACAUUUCAGGGAGAAUAAUCCUUCCUUACGCCUGACCUGUAUUAGAUUUUAGGAGAUAACACAGGAGGAGAGAAGAGGUGCCUUUUGGCUAAAGAAGUAAGGAAGAAGGGGAUAGGGCAUUACAUUCUUAUGUAUAUACAAUUCCUGUUUUCAACAGAAAAGCUCAAGAUGGCUGAGGAAAAUCACACCUUGACAACUGACUUUAUCCUCAUUGGAUUUACAAAUCACCCAGAGAUGAAGGUCAUAUUAUUUGUAGUAUUCCUUGUAAUCUAUCUGAUAACCAUUGUUGGGAAUCUUGGACUGGUGAUAUUAAUUUCAACUGAACCUCGACUUCAUACACCUAUGUAUUUCUUUCUUGGUAACUUGGCUCUUAUGGAUGCUUGCUGUGGCUGUGCUGUAACUCCCAACAUGUUGGUGAACCUCUUUUCCAAGGAUAGGAUGAUUUCCAUCUAUGAAUGCAUGACACAAUUUUAUUUUCUUUGUGUGGUUGAAACUUCAGACUGUUUUCUCCUGGCAGCCAUGGCAUAUGACCGUUACGUGGCCAUCUGUAACCCACUGUAUUAUCCCAUCAUGAUGUCAAAGAAGCUCUGCAUUCAGAUGCUCAUGGUGUCAUACAUAGGUGGUAAUCUGACUUCUGCAGUUCAUGUAAGUUUUGUAUUCAGGUUAAUUUUCUGUAGGUCUCAUCGAAUAAACCAUUUUUUUUGUGAUGUAAUUCCAUUGUUCAGACUGUCCUGUGUUGACCCUUAUAUUAAUGAACUGAUGAUGUAUAUGUUUUCAGGCUCAAUUCUAGUCUUUACCAUACUCAUUAUCUUAGUUUCUUAUCUUUACAUCCUUUUCACUAUCUUCAGAAUGAAAUCCAAGGAGGGGCGAGGCAAAGCAUUUUCUACCUGUGCAUCCCAUUUUGUGUCUGUCUCGGUAUUCUAUGGUUCUCUUCUCUUCAUGUACAUUCGACCAGGUUCUGUUAAUGAAGGAGAUAAAAACAUGCCAAUUGCUAUUUUUUAUACAAUAGUCAUUCCCUUUUUAAACCCUUUUAUUUAUAGCCUGAGGAACAAGGAAGUAAUCAGUGUCCUGAAAAAGAAUCUGAAGAAAAAAAUGUCUUGGGAUAUUUGA
Messenger RNA from Phascolarctos cinereus (koala), 4213 nucleotides. RefSeq names its product olfactory receptor 5K1-like. NCBI's taxonomy places the organism in Eukaryota, Metazoa, Chordata, Mammalia, Diprotodontia, Phascolarctidae. Gene Ontology annotation, biological process: G protein-coupled receptor signaling pathway. The record is from RefSeq and is a predicted model, not a curated record. Gene Ontology annotation, cellular component: membrane. Gene Ontology annotation, molecular function: G protein-coupled receptor activity; olfactory receptor activity.